Molecule: messenger RNA, 405 nt
Organism: Malania oleifera
Lineage: Eukaryota; Viridiplantae; Streptophyta; Magnoliopsida; Santalales; Ximeniaceae
Exons: 1
Coding region: 1-405 (134 amino acids)
Source: RefSeq, a predicted model, not a curated record
AUGACCAUCUUCAUUCAAGCAUACGACUUGGAUUUGUGGGAGAUCAUCUCAAAUGGAGACUUCUUAUUCACAAAGAAAAAUGACAAGAAUGUGGACAUUCCAAAGGCUAUAAUGGAGCUAUCAAAAAGCGAAAAGAGGUUAGGUGAACUCAAUUUUAAAGCAAGACAUUUUAUUAAUUAUGCUUUAAAUGAUAUUGAAUAUAGUCGUAUUUGCGGAUGUGAAACCACAAAAGAAAUGUGGGAUUUGCUUCAAAACACCUAUGAAGAGCUUAAGAAAGAAAUGGGUGUUACCUUAGAUUCAUCUAGUGCUACUUACCAAGACAUAUUAGGAGAAACAUAUUCUUGCUUCAUAGCCAAUGACCAAGGAGAAAUAGGUUCGGAUGAUGAUGAUGAUUACACUCCUUAA